Messenger RNA from Moneuplotes crassus, 925 nucleotides. Lineage: Eukaryota; Ciliophora; Spirotrichea; Euplotida; Euplotidae. The record is from the annotation of a GenBank genome assembly.
AAAUGAACAAAUUUAUUGUACUAACCGUACUAUUGGUUUCAAGUGCAUUGGUGACCGCUAAUCAUAUGAAUAUUGAUACUGGAGGAGGAACUUCAUUCAUGCUUCAUGAGCAAAGUGCAGAUCCUGGAUGGAGAAGGAUUCACUUUCAGAUGGUUUUAGAUGGCAAUCUUCACCUCUAUGAUACAGCCACUACUAUAUGCUUCCACUCUGAUGAUAGCUUCAAUAUAGCUGAUGGAUCAGUAGGAUUUGGAAUGGGUUUCCUCUGUACUAUUUCUGAAUGUACUUCCAAUCAUCACUUGCAUACUCUCUUGUUUGGAUCUCACUAUACAGCAGCAGGAUACUGGGCUGGAGAUGGUGUUGAUGCCUCUCAUACUAAUACUGGUGUUGGAAACUUGAAUGACGGAAUGCAUCCAGAUACUAUUUUCAAUAUGGAAUCAAGCUUAGCUGCUGAUAUUAAUCUUCCAGAAUUUGGUGGUGCUGACGAUGCUCAUUUAAAAUGCUUCACUCGUUUAAAUGGAACAUACUCUGAAGAUAACCUCUUGACUGAUAUUCACCUUGAUGGUGACUGGCAGGAGCAUACUAUCACAAUUGAAGGAACUACUACAGAUGGUGGCGACAAUCCAGAUGGUGGCGAUAAUCCAGAUGGUGGCGAUAAUCCAGACGGUGGUGAUAACCCAGAUGGUGGAGAUAAUCCAGACGGUGGUGAUAACCCAGACGGCGGCGAUAACCCAGAUGGCGGCGAUAACCCAGAUGGUGGUGAUAACCCAGACGGCGGUGAUAACCCAGACGGUGGUGAUGAUCCAGAUGGUGGUCUUCUUGACGUUGAUAUUGAUAUUGGUGAUCUUGGUGUUGACCUUAAUGUCAGUCCAUAGAUCUAAACAAAUCACACUGUUUGUGGUCGAUUCUAUACCAUAAUUCUUCAAUA